Setaria italica (foxtail millet) is the source of this 1021-nucleotide messenger RNA. Its product is annotated as ergosterol biosynthetic protein 28-like. The record is from RefSeq and is a predicted model, not a curated record. Gene Ontology annotation, molecular function: protein-macromolecule adaptor activity. Gene Ontology annotation, cellular component: endoplasmic reticulum; membrane. NCBI's taxonomy places the organism in Eukaryota, Viridiplantae, Streptophyta, Magnoliopsida, Poales, Poaceae.
UUGUCGUCGUCAUCUCCCUCUGCCGCAGCCUCCCACCCGCUUCGCCUCUCCCUGCGCGAGAGCUUCGCCGGCUGGCCGCUGCUCACCGGUGGAAGCAUUGCCGCGGGGGACAUGGCGUCGGAGGGGAAGAAGAAGGGCGUGCCGGCGCUGGGCUGGUGGCUGAUGCUCGUCGGCUCCCUCCGCCUCGCAUCCGUCUGGUUCGGUUUCUUCAACAUCUGGGCGCUGCGCGUCGCCGUCUUCUCCCAGACGGAGAUGACUGAUGUACACGGCCGUACUUUCGGUGUCUGGACACUUCUGACCUGCACGUUGUGCUUCCUUUGUGCACUCAAUCUGGAAAAUAGGCCUCUAUAUCUGGCCACCUUCCUAUCAUUCAUCUACGCUCUUGGCCAUUUCCUCACGGAAUACCUGAUAUACCAGACCAUGGCUGCAGCAAAUCUGAGCACGGUUGGCUUCUUUGCAGGAACGUCAAUCGUAUGGAUGCUUCUUCAGUGGAAUUCUCAUGGCGAUCCCCGUGGUUCCCAUGCUGUGAAGCAAUUAUGAGCGAUGGUUGGGUUGUUUGCCUGAUGUGAUCUGGGCCUCUGGGGAAGGAUGUCUGAAGAAAAACCUUUGCCAGAAAGCCCUUGAUGACUCUCUGUGCCAUUUGUACUUCGUUUCUCAUCAUGUUAUUUCGAUUGCAUGGAACAUUUGCCCCACUGGUUACGGACUGGAAAUUCGAACAUUGUAAACGGUUGUAGCCAGGAACUGUAGCAUCUGGUUUGAUGACAUUCAGGCGCACCUGGGAAGACGAGAGCUGCUCAGAUAGUCACCUGUUGAGAGCUGAGGAUGUCAAUAAAGGGGAUAUAAACGAGUACUGUGGACUGUUGCUGCAUUUGUAUGAGUCAAGGGUGUGUGUGUGUGGUUUUUUGUAUUUUUACCCUAUUAAUGAUGCUGCGUGCGUUUGUUCCUAAGCAGUGAACUAGCACUUUCAAUAAAAAGUCGGUCCGCUUUUGAGGAGCCUGCUAGCUCCAUGCCAGAUUAUUAA